AUGGCUGACAGCUCCUGGGUGUAUGGAAUACGACAUCAGGCACGAUGCCUCACAGCCGUCAAUGCAAGUACAGAAAAGAGCAAGUUCCUCGUUGGUACUGUUGGUGUCAAGAACAAUGUCGUGUGCCUGCUUGAAUUUGACGAAGACAAAUCCGAGAUUAUACCCACGUCAUUCAGUCAUCCGGACGAGGUUUGGGAUAUCUGCACGUGUCCUACCGAUGAAGCAUUGUUCUUUACCAGCCAUAGCCCAGUGGGAGGUGAUCCUGCAAACAAAAAGGCGACAUUAUGGAAACAACAGCAUCAAAACGAGACGCUUGAAGAGCAGCUAACGCUUGAUCAUGCAGGGAUCUCUCGUGUAUUCUGGGACAAAGACGUCUCCAAGAUCAUGGCCAUCAAUGCAUCCAAUGUAUUUAUAUCCUCCAUACGUGACAAUGUUGCUGAUACCACUCUUUCUAUACAUGCAUCACAUGACAACACUCUCCAAAAUGCUGCAUGGAAUCCGCAUGAUCCUGAAUCCAUCAUCACAACAGCUGGCACUUGUCUUGCAGGGUGGGACUUGAGAUCCAACAAGCAAACAUUCGCCCGAAAUGAUGCCCACAAGUCCACCAUCCGUGCUGUCGAUUGUAAUGCAAACAAGCCGCAUCAUGUCGCUACGGGUGGUGAUGAUGCACAAGUACGUAUAUGGGAUGUUCGGCAACUGGAGGAGCCAUUGUUGACCGUGGAUGGACAUACACAUUGGGUUUGGUCUGUCGCCUUUAACAAGUUCCAUGAUCAAUUACUACUAUCGUCCGGGUCCGAUACCUUGGUGAAUUUACAUAAUGUGGUGUCGGUGUCCUCAGCAUCUUAUCUUGGAAGCAGUAAUAGCGAUGGCAGCGAUGAUAAGGAAUCGGGACAAGGCAACGAGGAUGAUGACGAUGAUGAUGGAUGGGGAAGGCAUCACCCCACGGAUGGAUUAAUAUGCACAUUCGAUCAACACGAAGAUAGCGUGUAUUCGGUCGCCUGGAGCCCUGCUGAUACCUGGACAUUUGCAUCGCUAUCUUAUGCAGGCCGCGUAGUCAUUAGCCAAGUCCCUGUAGAAGAGAAAUUUAAAAUCCUCGGUGUAUAA
Molecule: messenger RNA, 1104 nt
Organism: Lichtheimia ornata
Lineage: Eukaryota; Fungi; Mucoromycota; Mucoromycetes; Mucorales; Lichtheimiaceae
Exons: 7
Coding region: 1-1104 (367 amino acids)
Biological process (GO): protein ubiquitination
Molecular function (GO): protein binding
Source: RefSeq, a predicted model, not a curated record